AUGUAAAUACAAAGAAAAGAUCAUAGUAAAUUAGCAAUAAUAGGGAAUGUAGAUUCUGGUAAAUCAACAUUGGUUGGUGUUUUGAGUAAAGGAAUUUUGGAUGAUGGAAGAGGUGAAGCAAGAGAAGUAUAAAUAUAAAUUAAAUGAAGCGUGUCUUUAAUUAUAAACAUGAGAAGGAAAAUGGUAGAACUUCAUCUGUGGCUUAAGAAAUAAUGGGAUUUGAUGAAAAUUUUAAAUAAGUUUUGCCUGAGAGAUUUAAUCAAAAUAAAAACAAAUAUUGGAGUUAAGUUGUAGAGAAGAGUUAGAAGAUAGUUACAUUCUUAGAUUUAUGUGGUCAUGAGAAAUAUUUAAAAACAACAAUAUUUGGUUUAGUAGCAAUGGUUCCUGAUUGUUCCUUAAUAAUAGUAGGAGCAAAUAUGGGUGUUUCAAAGAUGACUAAAGAACAUCUAGGAGUAAGUAUGUUCUUGGGUAUACCUUUUGCAAUAAUCUUAACAAAGAUUGAUAUUGCCCCAUAAAAUAUCUACAAUGAUACUCUUGAACUUUUAAAAUAAUUAAUAAAGAGUCCUGCAAUUAAGAGAACUGCUAUUGUAUUUGAUUAAAAUUCUGAAAUGAAUGAAAUAGAUAAAUGGGCAGGAUUGAUGCAUGGAAAUAAUGUUGUACCCAUAUUUCAAGUGUCAAGUGUCACAGGAAUUGGAUUAUAACAAUUAAAUAGGUUUAUAAGUAGAGUACCAAAUAGAGAUUAAUUAAAUAAAGCUUAUCACACAGUUAAUGAUCCAUUUUAAUUUGAUAUCUAAGAAAAUUUCAAUGUUACAGGAGUUGGAAUUGUAGUUAGUGGUAUAAUGAGAAGUGGGAAAGCAGCUUUAAAUCAACAUGUGCUUUUAGGUCCAGAUAAAAAUAAAUGUAUUUAAAUUAAAUUAAUAUUAUAGAAUUUAAAUCUGUAACCAUAAAAUCAAUUCACAUCGAUAGAGUAUUAGUUGAUUCUGCUUAAGUUGGUGAAUUUGCUUGCUUCUCUCUUAAACCAUCUAAAGCUGGUGAUAAAUUAGAUAGAGCUGAUUUUAGAAAAGGAAUGAUUCUUAUUGAUCCCACUCUAAAACCAGAACCUGUUAAUGAAUUCGAAGUAUUUUAUUUAAAUCUAAAUUAGGCAAAAAUUCAUAUACUUCAUCAUCCAACUACUAUGUGUAAAGGAUACCAAGCUGUCAUGCAUUGUGGUGUUGUUAGAUAGGCAGUUGAAAUCAAAAGCAUAUCUGAACAUGAAAUCUUGAGAACUGGAGAUGUUGAUACUGUUAGGUAUAUUUAAUUUUAAUCUUUAGACUCAAAUUCUUAUAUGCUGCUGAAUAUUUAUAAACUGAUUAAGUUUUAGUAAUAAGAGAAGGUAGAACUAAAAUAUUUGGAUACAUCUCAAAAUUAAUUACUGAGAGAUAAUUAGAAGAUAAGAGAAAUUUCAUAGUUCAAAAUUAAAUUUGA
Molecule: messenger RNA, 1464 nt
Organism: Paramecium sonneborni
Lineage: Eukaryota; Ciliophora; Oligohymenophorea; Peniculida; Parameciidae
Source: the annotation of a GenBank genome assembly